Molecule: messenger RNA, 943 nt
Organism: Pocillopora verrucosa
Lineage: Eukaryota; Metazoa; Cnidaria; Anthozoa; Scleractinia; Pocilloporidae
Product: cytochrome b5 domain-containing protein 1
Source: RefSeq, a predicted model, not a curated record
GUUUCCAAGGAAACAGUUCCAAGUGCAUGAGAUUGCGUUUGUUUCAGGGAAAGAGGAACGUUUAAAUUGAACAAGAGCUGAAAACCAUGCCAGGAAUCCCCUCAAAACGACCAAGGUAUUACACACCAAACGAAGUUAGUAUCCACAAUACGUUAAAAGAUCUAUGGGUAUCGUUUUUGGGCAAAGUUUACGACCUUACUCCGAUGUGCGAAAAACAUGCAGGUGAUGUUCUUCUGAAGCCCAUCAUCGAAGCAGCAGGAAAGGAUAUUACACACUGGUUUGAUAAGAAAACAAAAGAUAUCCGAACUCACAUUGAUCCUGUAACCAAGUGUAAAUUCUAUUACACACCAAGAGGAAGGUUCAUUCACACUCCUCCACAAUGUCCCCGCACAGACUGGGCAAAUGACUUUGGACGACCAUGGUGGAAAGAUGAUUCUUACUGCAUUGGUGUGCUUUCUGCACAAACAAGGAAAAUCAGAAUAAUCAAUACCCUUACUUCCCAAGAACAAACCAUUGAGGUUUGCUCUGAGGAGAUACUAACUGAAAUUCAAGACCGCUACUUGAAAUAUAAUGCCCAUGCUGCCAGCUAUACAUGGAAGUACAAUGGAAGGAACUUGGAUAUGAAUAAAACACUGGAAGAGAAUGGAGUUGCUGAUGAAAGUGAAGAAUUCUAUAAACUGAGCAUGAAUGAGGAACUAUUUCUACCAGCCUUACAUCUGUAUUUAAAUGAUGAUUUGACAGAAGCUUAGUAAAUUAAUUUAAGGUUAACCCUCAUUUACUCCUUGUGUGCAGAGCUCCAUAGAGUCUUCAUCCAGGUUUUUGUGUUUGGGGAGAUGAUUUGUGUUGCUGAAGUUAACAAAGUUCAAAACUUCUUCAAAGGUGUUUGUAGUACUUGUAAAUAAUUUGGAACUGAAUAUCUGUUAAAUAAAGUGUAAAUAGUUGA